This is a messenger RNA of Lolium perenne, 2358 nucleotides long. Lineage: Eukaryota; Viridiplantae; Streptophyta; Magnoliopsida; Poales; Poaceae. The record is from RefSeq and is a predicted model, not a curated record.
ACACCGCAAACAACUUUUCUCACUUCCAUCCAUAUUGCUUCCCCUCUAUGUACUUACUUGCAGCCUAGCUGUAGACAUGGCCGCCAAGCUUCAUCCAUCCAUCCUUGUGUACUUCAUGUGCCUCAUGAUCCUCUCCCUUGGUCCAAACCAUUUAGCUCCGUGCACUGCACAGGUGCAGUCAUUCGUCUACUCCGGCUUCCAAGCAGCCGACAUCAUCCUGGACGGCUCCGCCAUGGUCCAACCUGGUAGACUCCUCCAGCUGACCAACAGCUCCGACAUCAUAGGCUACGCCUUCCACCGGGCUCCCUUGCAUUUCCGUGGCGGGACGGUACAAUCUUUUUCGCUCUCCUUCGUCUUCGCCGUCCAAUCCGAAUUUGACAAAGAAAGCAGUGGCGGCAUGGCCUUCUUCAUAGCUCCGGGCAGGAACUUCUCCGGCGCCAUGCCAGGCAGUUUCCUAGGCCUCUUCAACGCUUCCACAAACGGCAGACCCGACAACCACAUCUUCGUGGUUGAGCUCGACACUUUCGGGAACGGGGAGUUCAAGGACAUCGACAGCAACCAUGUUGGCAUCGACAUAAAUGGGCUGAUCUCCAUUGAAUCCCACACAGCUGGUUUCUAUGAUGAUGACACUGGUAGCUUCACAAACUUAUCUCUGAAUAGUGGGGAUCCCAUGCAAGUGUGGGUCGAAUAUGAUGCGCAGACCACACAGAUCGUAUCGACUUUGGCUCCGCUCGGUGCUGCCAAACCUCACAGACCAUUGUUUACAACCACCGCCAACCUCUCCGAUGUGCUCCAGAACCUAUCUUUUCUUGGCUUCUCGGGUUCCUCUGGCUCGCUCAGCACACUAUACUCCGUGCUUGGUUGGAGCUUUGCCAUGGAUGGCCCUGCUCCGGCAAUCAACAUCACCAAUUUGCCCAAGUUGCUUCGUGCCCAUCCGGAGUCUCGAUCUAAUGUGUUGGAGAUCGUCCUUCCCAUUGCCACCGCAACGUUCAUCACAGCCGUGGGAAUCACCAUUUUCCUACUCGUACAAAGGCAUCGGAGGUACGGUGAGCUACGAGAGGAUUGGGAGGUGGAGUUUGGGCCACAUCGGUUCUCGUACAAGGAAUUGUACCAGGCAACAGAAGGAUUCAAGGACAAGAACCUCCUAGGAGCAGGAGGCUUUGGGAAAGUACAUAAAGGAGUACUCCCAGUAUCCAAAUUGGAAGUAGCCGUGAAAAAAGUGUCCCAUGAGUCAAGGCAGGGGAUGAAGGAGUUCAUCACUGAGGUCGUUAGUAUUGGCCGCCUUCGACACCGCUACCUGGUGCAGUUGCUUGGCUAUUGCCGGCGCAAAGAUGAGCUCAUUCUGGUGUACGAGUACAUGCCGAAUGGCAGUCUUGACAAGUAUCUGCAUUGUGAAGAGUACAAGCCUACACUAGGUUGGACCCAGAGGUUUGGGAUCGUAAAAGGGAUCGCAUGUGGCUUGUUCUAUCUACAUGAGAAUUGGGAAAAAGUUGUCAUACACAGAGAUAUAAAAGCAAGCAACGUGCUCCUUGAUGGUGAAAUGAAUGGACGGCUUGGUGAUUUUGGCCUUGCAAGGUUAUAUGAUCAUGGUACCGACCUACAAACCACACAUGUGGUUGGCACCUUGGGUUACCUAGCCCCGGAGCUGCUACGCUCGGGGAAGGCUUCUCCUCUUACGGAUGUUUUUGCCUUCGGCACAUUCCUUCUUGAGGUAGCAUGUGGACAGAGACCAAUCAAGCAAGACAACGAAGACAAAGACGCUAUGCUGGUGGAUUGGGUACUCGAGCAUUGGCACAACGGGACGCUCUUGCAAACUGUGGACACUAGACUCCAAUGUAACUAUGAGAAGGACGAGGCCAGCAUGGUGCUGAAGCUAGGGCUCUUGUGCUUGCAUCCGUUACCCACUGCAAGGCCUAGCAUGAAACAAGUCAUGGAGUACCUCAGUGGAGAGACCACAUUACCCGAGCUGGCGCCCACACGUUUUAACUUCAACAUGAUGUCCAUAAUGCAAAACAGAGGAUUUCGCCCAUCCAUCAUGUCGUCUACAGACUUAACGACAAGCGUCGGCACAUUUUCUGACCUCUCUGGGGGGCGAUGAUGACCUAUGUUUGUGGUGUGAUAUAUGAAUAUGUAUCUGGAUCUGAAAUAAUAGUGGUGAGUGUUAUAUAUGAGUGAUUGUAUGGACGAUAAAUUAGUUGCCUUAGUAUGAUGCUACCAGGGGAUGUAUAUCAAUGGAGUGAAACGUACUAGAUGCAUAAGCCCUUUGUUGUAGCUUGAUGUGCUUAUUUUCACUAGAGCUUCUGUUUGUACCUUCGUUCCACUCAACAUUAUUUUGUUAGCAGUGUGAAACUCACAAUU